UUCCCACCUCUGAACCCUCCCUAUGUUUUCUUGAUCCUAUCAGCUUCCUCUCAGCUGGGAUCGCGCCGCGUCAACUUCCGGGCGGGUGCCCGCCAGCACGGCCUCCGCCGCUCCCCUUCUUUGGCCCCUUUGUGUCCCCGCAGUAGCGAGGCGCGGGCCCUGGCACGUCCUUUCUCGAGGCAGGGAGCACCGUAGUGCAGGGAGCCUCUCACUGUGGGCGGGCGCGCGGCCCGCAGGGGGGUUAGAGUGGGGAACGUGCCUGCGCGUGCUGGGAUAGUUCAUUUAAAGCUCUUAAUUCCACAGGGUGGUGGUUUCUACCAAUAUGAAUCUUUUCAACUUGGAUCGUUUUCGCUUUGAGAAAAGGAGUAAGAUUGAGGAAGUGCCCGAAGCAACUCCUCAACCCUCCCAGCCUGGCCCUUCUUCACCAAUUUCUCUUAGUGCUGAAGAGGAGAAUGCUGAAGGGGAAGGUAGCAGGGCAGGCACACCUGAUUCAGAUAUAACUGAAAAAACAGAAGAUUCUAGUGUUCCAGAAACUACAGAAAAUGAAAGAAAAGCUAGUAUAUCAUAUUUCAAGAAUCAAAGAGGAAUACAGUAUAUUGAUUUGUCUUCUGAUAGUGAAGAUAUCGUUUCCCCGAAUUGCUCCAGUACAGUUCAAGAGAAAAAAUUCAACAAAGACACAGUGAUUAUAGUUUCUGAGCCAUCUGAAGAUGAAGAGUCCCAGGGCCUUCCUACUAUGGCAGGUAGAAAUACUGAUGAUAUUUCGGAAUUGGAAGACCUUUCGGAAUUGGAAGACCUUAAAGACGCUAAACUUCAGACCUUGAAGGAACUUUUCCCACAAAGAAGUGACAAUGAUUUACUUAAGUUGAUUGAAUCAACAAGCACUAUGGAUGGAGCAAUUGCUGCCGCCUUGCUGAUGUUUGGUGAUGCAGAAGGUGGUGGACCCAGGAAAAGAAAAUUAUCUUCUUCUUCAGAGCCAUAUGAGGAAGAUGAAUUUAAUGAUGAUCAGUCUAUAAAAAAGAAAAGACUGGAUCAUGGAGAAGAAUCAAAUGAGUCUGCAGAAUCUAGUAAUAAUUGGGAAAAACAAGAAAGUAUUGUAUUGAAAUUGCAAAAGGAAUUUCCCAAUUUUGAUAAACAGGAACUAAGGGAAGUACUCAAGGAACAUGAAUGGAUGUACACAGAAGCUUUAGAAUCUUUAAAAGUGUUUGCAGAAGACCAAGAUAUGCAGUAUGCUUCACAAAGUGAAUUUCCAAAUGGAAAAGAAGCUUCUUCAAGAAGUCAGAAUUACCCUAAAAAUGCAGCUAAAACAAAACUGAAGCAGAAAUGUUCCAUGAAACCACAAAAUGGUUUUAACAAGAAACGUAAAAAAAAUGUAUUUAAUCCUAAGAGAGUUAUUGAAGACUCUGAAUACGAUUCGGGCUCUGAUGUGGGUAGUUCACUAGAUGAGGACUACAGUAGUGGUGAAGAAGUGAUGGAGGAUGGCUAUAAGGGUAAAAUUCUUCACUUUCUUCAAGAUGCUUCAAUUGGUGAACUUACUUUGAUUCCUCAGUGUUCUCAGAAAAAGGCUCAGAAGAUAACAGAACUCCGGCCCUUUAACAGUUGGGAAGCUCUGUUCACAAAGAUGUCCAAAACUAAUGGCUUAUCAGAAGAUUUGAUAUGGCAUUGUAAAACACUGAUCCAAGAAAGGGAUGUAGUUAUAAGACUUAUGAACAAAUGUGAAGACAUUUCAAAUAAAUUGACAAAACAAGUUACCAUGCUCACUGGAAAUGGAGGUGGAUGGAACAUAGAACAACCCUCCAUUCUAAACCAGAGUUUGUCACUCAAGCCCUAUCAGAAGGUUGGUUUGAAUUGGUUGGCAUUGGUACAUAAACAUGGACUUAAUGGCAUUUUGGCAGAUGAAAUGGGCCUAGGAAAAACUAUUCAAGCCAUUGCAUUCCUGGCAUACCUCUAUCAGGAGGGUAAUAAAGGUCCUCAUUUGAUCGUUGUUCCAGCAUCAACUAUAGACAACUGGUUAAGAGAAGUUAAUUUAUGGUGCCCCACUUUAAAGGUGCUCUGUUACUAUGGCUCUCAAGAAGAACGUAAACAGAUCAGAUACAACAUCCAUAGUAAAUAUGAAGAGUAUAAUGUAAUUGUGACCACGUAUAAUUGUGCAAUCAGCAGUUCUGAUGAUCGUAGUCUAUUUCGACGGCUGAAACUUAAUUACGCGAUUUUUGAUGAGGGCCAUAUGCUGAAGAAUAUGGGCUCCAUCCGCUACCAGCACCUUAUGACAAUUAAUGCAAAUAACCGUUUGCUGCUCACAGGCACACCUGUACAGAAUAAUCUGUUGGAGCUCAUGUCACUGUUGAAUUUCGUUAUGCCACACAUGUUUAGUAGUAGCACCAGUGAAAUACGAAGAAUGUUUUCUUCUAAAACGAAAUCAGCAGAUGAGCAAAGUAUAUAUGAAAAGGAGAGAAUAGCACACGCAAAACAAAUUAUAAAACCGUUUAUUCUCAGAAGGGUAAAAGAAGAGGUUCUCAAGCAGCUACCCCCCAAGAAAGACCAAAUUGAAUUGUGUGCAAUGUCAGAGAAACAGGAGCAGCUCUAUUUGGGUCUUUUCAACAGAUUGAAAAAAUCUAUCAAUAACAUGGAAAAAAACACAGAAAUGUGCAAUGUCAUGAUGCAAUUGAGGAAAAUGGCCAAUCAUCCUUUAUUACAUCGCCAAUAUUACACAGCUGAAAAGCUCAAGGAAAUGUCUCAGCUUAUGCUAAAGGAACCUACACAUUGUGAGGCUAACCCUGACUUGAUCUUUGAAGAUAUGGAAGUUAUGACAGACUUUGAAUUACAUGUACUUUGUAAACAGUAUCGACAUAUUAAUAACUUCCAAUUAGACAUGGACUUGAUUUUAGAUUCUGGAAAAUUCCGAGUUUUAGGAUGCAUCUUGUCUGAGUUGAAACAGAAGGGUGAUAGAGUUGUAUUAUUUAGCCAAUUUACCAUGAUGCUGGAUAUUUUAGAGGUUCUCUUAAAACAUCAUCAGCAUAGGUACCUCAGAUUAGAUGGGAAGACUCAGAUUUCUGAAAGGAUUCACCUAAUUGACGAGUUUAAUACCGAUAUGGAUAUCUUUGUGUUUCUGCUGUCAACAAAAGCUGGUGGCCUAGGAAUAAACCUCACUUCAGCGAAUGUUGUUAUACUCCAUGAUAUUGACUGUAACCCAUACAAUGACAAACAAGCAGAAGACAGAUGCCAUAGAGUAGGCCAGACUAAAGAAGUACUAGUUAUAAAAUUAAUAAGCCAGGGGACAAUUGAAGAAUCCAUGCUAAAAAUUAACCAACAGAAAUUGAAACUAGAACAAGAUAUGACCACAGUCGAUGAAGGUGACGAAGGGAGUAUGCCAGCAGAUAUAGCCACAUUACUAAAAACGUCAAUGGGCCUGUGAAAUUAAGAAUUGUGAAUUCCUAAUUGAUGAGGAAAUAUCAACUUGGUGCACUCAAGGACAUUUACAUUAUGAUGACCAUGGGGUUUAUGAACAUUUAUACCUUUUUAUAAUUUCCAUAUUACAUUUCUCAUAGUAUGGACAACUUUUUGCCACUAACUGAAUUCUCCAGAUGCUCACAUGUGAAAUUUCAAAAAAAAAAAAAAAAAAAAAGCCACAAAUAUGUAGUCCUGAAGAUGUUGAAUAAUCAUUUUACAAAACAGUUUUCUGAAUGGGGAUUAGUUGGUGAUUGUUUGUAACAAAUAUGCUAAUGCUUUAGAAAUGUCAGUAUUUUUGUAAUUAUUUCUACCUCCAAAUAUAUAUAUAUUGUCUUUCA
Molecule: messenger RNA, 3782 nt
Organism: Ailuropoda melanoleuca (giant panda)
Lineage: Eukaryota; Metazoa; Chordata; Mammalia; Carnivora; Ursidae
Gene: SMARCAD1
Product: SNF2 related chromatin remodeling ATPase with DExD box 1
Exons: 24
Coding region: 323-3409 (1028 amino acids)
Molecular function (GO): ATP binding; ubiquitin binding
Source: RefSeq, a predicted model, not a curated record